GUAUGACAGACUAAACAGAUUUGGAGUGUGUUCCCCGUACUGUGUCACCACUGAUGUUGUAACAUCCAUGGGAAAGUUAUACCCACAGUUGAUUACAGAUGCUGCCAAUGAGGGUAAACAUAUAAGGUUGAUAGGUGAUAACCUUAAUAUAAGUGUAGGAACCAGCCAUGAAUCAUCAACAAAUCAUAGACAUAUGGAGCAUAUGUUUACAUCAACAUGCCUUGUGAAUGACCAUGAUUUUAUUGGCAAGCCAGAAGUUCCUGAAAUCAAUUUAGAAGAUUUGUCUAUAGAACAACUGCUGUUAAGUAAAGAAGAGUACUGUCAAAUAAGAACAGAUAUAACAUACAUGGUCACCAAGACAAUAUCUAAAUAUCUUCCGCAUCUGAAUAUGUUACAAAAGUUCAUACCAAACACUGUCAUCCCUGAAGGAGAAUUUAACAAAACAAAGAAAACAGUAACAAUUCCUUUACCAUGUCUGCCAUUUAAUGAGCAGAAGUACCAAGACGAUGUUCAGAUUUUGGACUGGUACCAGGCUUUAUUUGAAAAAGUGAUUGAUAAUAGUACAUUAGCCCAAGAUACAAAGUUUCAGAUAGGAGGGGAUCAACUGACAAGAGAACGACUGUCCGAGGCCCUUCUCUUAAGGCUUGACAAUCUGGAACCUCACGACAGAUUUGCAAACAUUGGCCGUGUUACAGCUGAGUUUUUCCACUUGAGUAUGAAUUUACUGGAGAAGGGUUGCUUUGGGGAAUUAUGGUCAAAAGAAGAAGAUGUUGAACUAGGAACAAUGAGGGGAGAAUGUGAAAGAGUCAGUAGGAAGGAGGUUGAUCCAAAUGUUAUGAAGGCUUAUGAUGAGGACAAAAGGUUUGCAAUGAAUUAUCUAGAUUCAGUUACAGUGGAAGCUGCACUGGACUUCUUUGAUAUGGAAAAUUUCAACUCGAUACCAAACAAGCUACCUCCCAAAGACAAUGCCUUAGACUGGAUAAAAGAAAACAUAGGAAAAAUGGUUGAUAAGUAUGUCUUUCCUGCUUGGAGUGGAGAAACACAGCAAACAUUACUUACUGAAGAAAACAAAGAAACACACGAGACUUUGGAAUUGAAACUUGCUGAUGGGUCCAAAGUGAAGAUACCAAUAGGGAAAGGAAAGCACAUUACAGCAAGAUCUCCACAGCCAGAUAAAGUCAAAGACUAUAUGCAUCUUUCCAUGGAGAUUCUGAUGAUAUUCAAGUAUAUGCAAGAAUUGCUGAAAAUGCCAGAUAGAGACCGUUUCUUGGCACUUUUAAAAAUGAUCUUGAUCAUUUUAAAGGGUCACAGCAAUAAAGCUAAGUACCCUAGGGAAAUCCUUAGAAUGCUUAUUCAGCAAUAUUCAGUCAUGGGUUUAAGAGAAGCAUGCAUGGUUUUCCAAGCAUGUUUUGUUAACACCAAAGGAAAAGUAGACAGUCAUGUACCAGCUGAUCUGGUACAAGAAUGGAAUGUAAAAGAAUCAAAACUUCACAUUAAACAUAUGUUUUCAAAUAAAAAUGAUAAAAACAUUGUUAAUAAAACUGCUGCAUUGCCAUUAAUUCAUUGCAUUGCAGAAAACAUGGAUAAUGAAAUUGGUACAAUUGUAAGAUCCAAACGGCACAAAAAGAAGGACAGUGAUGAUGAUGAAUUGUUAAUGAUUGAAGACUUUAGACAUAUAAGGCCGUUUCAGCAUAAAGAGGGGAGAUUUUUCAAAGGCUUUAAAAAUGUUAAAAGAUCAAUGAUAGAGAAAGUUGAUGGUUUUAAUCUAAGGCAAUGGUUUGAAGUUAACAAAUACAGUUUUUAGUCUGUGUUGCAACAUGAAAGGAGUCUUGAUUGUUAUGCCCUGGCCAUUUAAAGAAUAGUAGAAUGGCAUUAAGUAUUUUGCCUUGCUGUGUGCGAUUUUGUGUGAGUCUGUGCAAGUAAUUGGUUUUCCAGUCAAUUAAUCAUUAAGGAUGAAUAGCUCUAAUUUAAAUUUGGUACACAGGUAUAUCAUAAUGUGUAGGUCAAGUUUGAUUUCAGAUACAAUCCGCCAGAUUAUGAAUUAGUUCUGGCCUUUUUUGACUAAAUUUUUGGCAAUUGUUUUUGGCAUCUUUUCUUCAAAAACUUUUUUUUUCAUUUUCAAAAUAAUUUUACAAACAUGUUACUUAGAUGACCAUAUGCCAAAAAUAUUUGUAAUGUUUUGAUUUGCCACAAGAGCUAAAGAAAGAAAAAUAACCAAAAUGUUACUUGCAUCAAACACCAGUUUGAUUCGGAAUUUAUUUGAAAGAAA
This is a messenger RNA of Mercenaria mercenaria, 2269 nucleotides long. RefSeq lists its product as uncharacterized. The record is from RefSeq and is a predicted model, not a curated record. Bases 68 to 1804 code for a protein of 578 amino acids. Lineage: Eukaryota; Metazoa; Mollusca; Bivalvia; Venerida; Veneridae. The transcript has 2 exons.